Molecule: messenger RNA, 1098 nt
Organism: Guillardia theta CCMP2712
Lineage: Eukaryota; Cryptophyceae; Pyrenomonadales; Geminigeraceae
Exons: 9
Molecular function (GO): 2 iron, 2 sulfur cluster binding; chlorophyllide a oxygenase activity
Source: RefSeq, a predicted model, not a curated record
UCAUGGCUGGACUGGUAUCCGGUCAGUCCGGCGAAAGAUUUGAAAAAAGAUCAACCGAAUCAAGUUGUUCUUCUUGGUCUGGACCUCGUAGUCUGGUGGCAUCAGCCGAGCGGGACUUGGAGCUGUUUUGCCGACGAAUGUCCACACCGACUUGCUCCCCUUUCUGAAGGAAGGAUAGACAAGAACGGGAAUCUGCAAUGUGCCUAUCAUGGUUGGGAGUUCAGCGAGAAAGGAAGCUGCGAAAGAAUUCCGCAAGAUUCCAUGGAUACCAUGAAAUGUGACAAGAAGGCAUGUGCAACAUCAUACCCAGGAUUACUUUGGAUUUUCCCCGACACAGACAGAAAUCUUGCCAUGUCAAAAUCACCAAAAAUCAUUCCACAGUUUGACGACCCUGCCUUCGUGGAUCCCACCAACUUCUUCAUGCGUGAUGUGCCUUAUGGAUGGGAUACCCUUAUUGAGAACCUUGUCGAUCCCAGCCAUGUUCCAUUCGCGCAUCACGGGUUGAUCGAAGCCCGAGAUCAAGGCAGGCCUAUCAACUUGUAUGUUGAGAGUCACGAAGCAGGCUUCGAAGGCUAUGACAUGGAUCAAAACUCAACUUCGAGAAGGUGUGGGAUCGUGUCGUCGAAGUUUCGUCCUCCCUGCUUGAUUUCUGAUCCGGAAAAGAACUCAACAUUCCUCGGACUUGGAACUUAUUGCAUCCCGACCGCUCCCGGCCACAGCCGACUCAUUACGAGAUUCCCAUUUCGCUUCCCAAACCAGAUAGUUGCAAACAUAGUGAGAAUGCAACCGCGAUGGAUGACUCACUUGUCUCAAAAUCAAGUGAUCGAUUCUGACAAUGUCUUUCUCUCUCUACUGGAAUCAAAGGUUUUGCUACCUCGGUCCUCCCUUCCACUUCUCCUGCUGAUUCACAUCGCAGCUACAUACUACGUCCCAGCAGCGGCUGAUAGACCAGUGCUGGCGUUCCGGCAAUGGCUUCAAAAGCAGGGAGGGCAGCCUGCAUGGUUGGGGACCCCCAGCAUGCUGCCGAAGAAGGGAUCUCGUCGUGAGCUGCUGGACAGGUACGAACAACAUACGAAGAUAUGCAGCUCAUGCUCUAGA